AUGCCUGACUUACCAAACAUGGGAAAGCAAUUGCUUUCCCAUCCCCACGAUUCCUUUCCCAUGAACCAAACGGGGCCCUACAGCUGCUCAUUUCCUCCUCAUGUGACAACGACACAACACCAACGACCACAUCUCCUCUCCUCUCAAUUUCUGUCUGAUUUUGAUUUCUUCCACAAGUGCUCCUCCUUCUGUGACAACAUCGCGAGACAGGGUCGGCGGUGUCAUAUCCUUUACCCAAUUCCUCUCUCAUAUCAAUUUAAGUUGAUGUGUAGAUUUACAGCAGCUGCUUCUUCUUGGGUAAUCUUCAUCUUUAUAAGCUACUUCAGGCCAGGGAGUUAUGAUCUAAACUAG
Messenger RNA from Prunus armeniaca (apricot), 351 nucleotides. Lineage: Eukaryota; Viridiplantae; Streptophyta; Magnoliopsida; Rosales; Rosaceae. The record is from the annotation of a GenBank genome assembly.